Lymnaea stagnalis (great pond snail) is the source of this 959-nucleotide messenger RNA. Lineage: Eukaryota; Metazoa; Mollusca; Gastropoda; Lymnaeidae. The record is from the annotation of a GenBank genome assembly.
CGGAUGGUCAGGUUUAUGUCCUUUCUGCUAAUGGUCAGCAGCUUAUUCUUCAGUCAUCUGCUAAUUCAGCAAAUGCUUCAUCAUCACAGCAAGUGAAGAAUAUUAGCUCUCACAUUUCUACAACUGCUAACUCUGCCAUAACAAAUAUCAGUAUUCCCUCCAAUGGUCAGCUGCAAUUCAAAGGACAAACACAGCAGCUGGUAAAUCAGAGUAAUUUAAAUUUAAACACAAAUGUUAGUGGUCAGUUGAAAUUUAACUCCCAGACUAUUCCUCUGUCGGUGCAAUCAAACAAUACAUUCUCCAAUGCGAACUCGCAGGCAGAUAAUAGAAUAUACAUUAAGACUGGUCAAGAUGGAUCUAGUGCACUAACAAUUCAAUCUUCAUCACAGUCAGUGACAGCAGCUCAGUUAGUAUUUACAUCCUCUCCAACAUACACUUACUCUCCUGGUAGUGUUGCACAGUCCACCAUGUCUCAACAAGUGGCCAGUCCUAAUCAGAUGCAUUCUGUGCAGGUUAAAAAUCAAAAGAUCACAACUUUAAGUGGGACUUUCAUUAAACAAGAACCUCUGGCUGUGGCAAUUAAGCAAGAACCAUCCACAGAGUUGCAGUCAACGAUUCCUUUGUCUCAGACUCCACAGUGCUUUUCUAUUUCUCCACAGACCUCAGUCACAGUGACUACCUCAAACACAUUGGCUAUGACAAUGCCACCAGUUGUUUCUUCUUUUGCAGCCAUUACCACCUCUACUACUCAGUCUCAUCAAUCUACUAUAAUGACCACCGCUCAGAUGGCAGGCACUUUGCCAACAUCUGUUACCUCGAUAAAUACGCAACUUCCACAUUCAUCUAUAAGUGACUCUUCAGCAGUCUUAGCAAGUGCCAUGAUAAACCAGGCAUUGCCUAGUCCAACUCUUCUAACUCCAACAACUCCAACAGGCACCAGAUCAGGAUCGGUAAGUUAA